UUUCGGUUGAAUUACGAUUGAACUAAUUGAACCAGUAAACCAAUAAAUCAGUAACUAGUGGUUUGGUGAUUGGUUCGGUUUCCAGUAGGAAACCUUGCUACUACCUUCCUCUUCUCCCCUUCCUUCCCCUUUUCUGUCUUCCAACUCCGGCGGAGCCGCCGCCACCGGUAUUGUUGCUCUGUUCUCCAUAUUUCUGCUCCAUCCAACUCUUGCAUCGCCACCUGCAUCUCUGCCACCUCUGGCUGCUGCAAGCGUCUCUUCCCGCCAGCGUCUGUACCCGCCCACGCUGCCGCUAGCGUCUCUACUCGCCUCUCUUCUCUCCUCUCCGACCACAUCUCUGCUUGCAUCUUUUCCCGUGUCUGCCCACCUUCUCUGCCGUGGUUGCUGCCUUCCCUGAUACCUCUUCUCAAGUAAAGACUCUUGACACUUGUGAAGCAUUGAAGCAUGUAGUAAUCUCCUGUUAAGAAGAAAGAGGAUGUCUCUGUCCGCUAUGAGUUGUUCAAUUCUCCCAACUACUGUAUUCUCCAUUCCCUUCCCUUCUUCCAAAGCCACCAUUUCAAUCAACUCUACCACUACCACCUUAGUCUCCAAGUCAGCAGCAGCAACAUCCAAACACAUAUGGACAAGAACAGUCCAACUCCAUCCACGUGGCAGAACCCGGUACAAAGACCAAACGUUCUUGGACCACGCUGUGGACAUGGAUGAGCUGAUAUCUUCGAUCAGACAGACCCAAAAUGCGGAGGAGCUUUAUGCCCUCAUGUCUCCUUACAAUGGCAGGCAGCUCUCUAUGCGUUUCAUGGUUUCUCUCCUUUCUCGGGAGCCAGACUGGCAACGCUCCCUUGCCUUGCUUGAUUGGAUCAAUGACACGGCUCUCUAUUCUCCUUCAGUCUUCGCCUACAAUGUCGUUAUUCGCAAUGUUCUACGCGCCAAGCAGUGGCAAGUUGCACACGGCCUGUUCGACGAAAUGCGCCAGAGAGGCCUUGCCCCAGACAGGUACACCUAUUCAACUCUGAUUACUCAGUUUGGUAAGAAUGGCAUGUUUGAUUCGGCCUUGUUCUGGCUCCAGCAAAUGGAGCAGGACAAUGUGUCUGGUGAUCUUGUCUUGUAUAGCAACUUGAUUGAGCUUUCUCGAAAAUUGCGUGAUUACACCAAGGCGAUUUCGAUAUUCAUGAGGUUGAAGAACGCUAACAUUACGCCUGACCUGGUAGCUUAUAACACCAUGAUUAAUGUGUUUGGAAAGGCUAAGUUGUUCCGUGAGGCUCGCCUCCUCAUUCAGGAGAUGAAGGGUAAUGGUGUCCGCCCGGAUACGGUGAGUUACUCGACGUUGCUCGUGAUGUAUGUUGAGAACCAGAAGUUUGUUGAGGCACUCUCGGUAUUCUCGGAGAUGAAUGAAGAGAAGUGCCCGCUUGAUCUGACGACUUGCAAUAUUAUGAUUGAUGUUUAUGGCCAGCUUGACAUGGCCAAGGAAGCUGAUCGGCUGUUCUGGAGCAUGAGGAAGAUGGCAAUCGAACCCAAUGUGGUCAGUUACAAUACACUCUUGAGGGUCUAUGGAGAAGCUGAGCUGUUUGGGGAAGCCAUCCAUCUAUUUCGUUUGAUGCAGAGGAAGGGUGUGGAACAGAAUGUUGUCACAUACAACACCAUGAUUAAGAUCUAUGGCAAGUCUCUCGAGCAUGAGAAGGCAACGAAUCUCAUUCAAGAGAUGCAGAGCAGAGGUAUUGAACCAAAUGCCAUCACUUAUUCCACGAUAAUAUCUAUCUGGGGAAAGGCAGGGAAGUUGGAUAGGGCAGCCAUGUUAUUUCAGAAGUUAAGGAGCUCAGGAGUUGAAAUUGAUCAAGUUCUUUACCAAACAAUGAUUGUUGCUUACGAGAAAGCAGGUUUAGUUGCUCAUGCCAAGCGUCUGCUUCACGAGCUUAGGCAUCCAGAGAACAUUCCUAGGGAGACUGCGAUUGCAAUCCUUGCGAGGGCUGGUAGAAUUGAAGAGGCUACAUGGGUUUUCCGGCAGGCUUUUGAUGCUGGAGAGGUGAAGGAUAUAUCUUUGUUUGGGUGUAUGAUUGAUCUUUUCUCAAGGAACAAAAGGCAUGCAAAUGUUGUUGAAGUGUUUGAGAAGAUGAGAGAGGUGGGAUACUUUCCUGAUUCUAAUGUUAUUGCUCUUGUGCUGAAUGCUUUUGGGAAGCUACGUGAAUUUGAGAAAGCAGAUGCUUUAUAUAGAGAGAUGCAUGAAGAAGGGUGUGUUUUUCCUGAUGAAGUUCAUUUCCAGAUGCUCAGUCUAUAUGGAGCAAGAAAGGAUUUCACAACAGUAGAGUCAUUGUUUGAGAAGUUGGAUUCCAAUCCCAACAUCAACAAAAAGGAGUUGCAUCUUGUUGUUUCCAGCAUUUAUGAAAGAGCAGAUAGACUUAAUGAUGCUUCUCGAAUCAUGAACAGGUUGAAUAAAAAAAUCAUAAGAAAUCAUGACGAUACUUAGAGAAGUUUGCAUCUGCUUUCCCUAAUCCCUAUGUAACUUGUAUAGUGAUGAACAUUCUUUUGCCCUUGACCAUGCAUAAAAACUGUAAUCGGAAAAUCUCUCUAUAAUGAGGUGCAUCAUGUAGAUAUGAUAUAUUAUUAUGUUUUGGUGCAAUAAUUGUUUUAUAUAUGCAUAUAAAUGGAGCAGUGCUUCUUCAUUGCAGAUUGUUGAGCCAGUUUCAAGUCAAUUUUUGAGCUUUUCUGGUAGUUUGAUUGUUUUGCUGGUAUAACUGAAAAUAUUUUGUGUGCUCCACCUGUAGCAACUGUCAAUCAAUUUUAAUAAAAUUCGUAGCUGAUCUAGUAGUUUAGGUGUGGUUUAAUUGGAAAUCCUAAGCUCCAGAUUGAAGUUAUGGGUGAAAGAAAUACGGAAAGUGACAUGGAGAAUCAUUUUCAACUCAUGGUAAAAUUUAUUCUUUCAUUAACUUUGUUCGGAUAUAGUUGAACAUAUUCUCCUCCUUUUCUCUCCCAUUUGCCCUCACUUUGCUGCAACAUAUAUUUGUUUUAUGAAAUUUCAUAUUUUAUUUUCUAGCAUCCCCUAAUGGAUCACUUCUUCACCCCACUGAUUUGGUACUGCUAUAAUAUGAUGAAGGUAAAGUUCAUGGAGGUACUAGAUUGAAGCUGAAUGGUUGUAGAUUUAUUUAUAUAUAUAGUUCAUUCUGGUUUUGAAUAUUGAUAUAUCUGUACUUUGUGUAUAACAGCAGUUAUUCACUUCGUAUGUUGGUUUAUUGAAGAACCUUCAAAUGGUUGUUUCAUGUGUGCUGAAGUAUGUACUUUCAAACCAUCAGCUAGCAAGUAAAAUACCAGAGUUUUCCCCAUGAUUGCAUCAAUGUAUAAGUUCCUUUUUUUCUAUUCUUGACGAUGGAUUUAUUAAUUAUUGUUUUUGCUUAAUUGUUUGAUUGUUUGAUUGUUUGAGAAAUCAAGGUGCUGUGUUUGGUGGGAUGCUAGUGUGUUCAUGGAACCUACAACAAAGCAAAAAAUAUCAAGUAUGUCAACUUUCUUUACCAAUGCAGAUAAAAUAAUUUCUACAACUUGAAGUAUGGUUUAGCUUUGCUUGCUGUCAUGACGGGACAAAUCUAACUUGUCUUUACUUCUAUAUAUGGUAGCCAAGGUUGUUUCAACCAACUGGUAAGGAUGCUUAUAUUACAAAUGCUUUACAAACAUUCUUCAUUGGUAUCCAUGCCUUACAUAAAUCCUUUUCAGUUGUUUCUUUGAAAAAAAGUUAAUGACAAUAAUAAUUAAUAAGACAUUCUUUUAUGAUCAUGUCAAUUUCAUUUAGUAUGCUUUGUUCUUGUUGCUAAUCUGAGAUUAGUCUUUUAUCAAAUGGAACUAUAUCUUGAUAAAGAAUUGUCUUGAAUGUAAAAAAACCAGAGUUGGGAUGUCUAAAUAAUGGAUUGAAUAAAUGAAACAAGUGGUUGUGUAAGUUUAUUUCAAUUAUCCAAGAUAUUACUACUGAGUCAAUGUAAUUUUCGUUCAUAUAAAUUUGCAUGGAGCCAAGGUUUUAUUUUUACCUAUUGAUGCUUCAGGUGUUUAUUAUUAGAAACAUAUUGUGGAAUGUGGAUAUAUAUUUAAAUAACUUUUUCCUUGUUCUGGAAAUGGCAAAACUUGAAUUAUAUGAAAUGCUUAGUUGUAUCUGUGUUAUUCUCACAAGUAGUGAAAUGCAAUGAGUUAUAAUGAUGUAUAUGCUGGUGUAAAGGUUUUCUUUGUGUCCAGUUUAUUAUUCUUAACUUCACCUUUCCAAAAAUCGAAUUCAAUGUAAACCUGGAAAGAGAAAAUAUAUGGUUAGAGAGAUAGAACUUAAUGAAACAAGAGAAUAGUAAGAGAGAAUGUGAAAUUAGGGAGAGAGCUAAUCAUGCAUUGUUUGUAUCCGU
This is a messenger RNA of Arachis ipaensis, 4367 nucleotides long. RefSeq names its product Tetratricopeptide repeat (TPR)-like superfamily protein. NCBI's taxonomy places the organism in Eukaryota, Viridiplantae, Streptophyta, Magnoliopsida, Fabales, Fabaceae. The record is from RefSeq and is a predicted model, not a curated record. Gene Ontology annotation, molecular function: protein binding.